GUAAAGUAAGGACAAUGAAAUGAAACUCUUAUAAAGUCUCCUGACAACUCCCUCAUUAGUGAAUAAACACUAGGGUGUCAUGUGAUGUUUGCAACUAUUAUGUAGGUAGUUUGAAUAUGUCGCAUAUUAAAGGGGCAGUUGACUGUCCCUGACAGAAGAAUGCAUAUUAUUUAAUCCGCCUUCUUCAAUAAUGAAAAGUUAAAUAAAUGCACUUCUGGUUAAAAUAGACAAAAGAACAAGUAAGGCUUUUCCUCAAUGGAUGAGAGGAAGAUGAAAAGGAGGAGCCCAAAGUCCUCUACCAGUCACCCGCCACCUCUGGUGAAUUCAAAGAAAAACACUGUUCCAGUUAGUAGAAGUACCAUCUUCUCUAAUGCUGUGCCACAGCCAACAAGCCAAAAACCAAAGCUGAAAAGAGCGAUUAAAGAAAAAUCAAAGUCUCAGGGAGAAGGCAAAGGUGCUGCAUCAGCUCCCAUCCAGCAUUCCUUUCUUACGGAUGUGUCUGAUGUCCAGGAGAUGGAGAAGGGUCUCCUGAGCCUGUUGAACGACUUCCAUUCCGGCAAACUUCAGGCAUUCGGCAAUGAGUGUUCAAUCGAGCAGAUGGAACAUGUGCGUGGAAUGCAAGAGAAGCUUGCCCGUCUACAUUUGGAGCUCUAUGGUGAGCUAGAGGAACUUCCAGAAGACAAACGGAAAAUAGCCAGUGACUCCAAUCUUGAUCGACUUCUUUCUGAUCUGGAAGAGCUAAAUUCGUCUAUACAAAAGCUUCACCUGGCUGAUGUCCAAGAUAUCCCUAAAUCUACUACCAACUGAAGACCAGUCAUGCUUGCUGUUAAGAUCUUUUUUUUUUGUUUGUGGAAAAAAAAAAAGUAUUUAUAACGUUUUCUUACAUCCACUGCCUGGUGAACAAAACAAGAAUUCCAUACUUCGUGCUAUCAAACUACUGAGUCAUAUCGUUGCCUUCUAGAUUUUUACAUAUCCUACAUGAGUACCUCCAUGCAGUUUAUCAAUAGAAACAUCCAGAACCCUUUGCAUUUUGGUGUAUGUAUUGCUUUUGUCCCAUAGUGGUAUUGCUGUGUACAAAGAACAUUACUUGACUUGAAUUCCUAAUUUUGCAGUAUGUUGUAGGUUACUGAGACAUUUCCAAAGGAUACUGUAUUCCAUGCCACAUCGGUCCAAAUAGAGUACUAUAUCCUACACUUUAUUGGUCUAAAUAUGUAAAAACGUAAGUAUUUACUUUCCUCCGCAAAGCAGCUGCCUCCGUUAUGUGAUGAACGGUCCGCUUAGCCUAUUUGUUGAUGUUUACAUGCUGACAAUCAAAAUGCUUCUGAAUUUAAUGUUUUAAUACUCUGAACAUAUUGGAGGAACUUUUUUUUAUUUUAAAAUUUUUUACAUACAAGCAGUAAAGUACAGUUUAUUACCAUUCCAAGGAAACCUGGUAAAUAGUUAUGUUACUUUAUGGUGAUACCAGCAAAAUAGCAAGUAUUAAAGUGCUGCUUAUCUGUGUAUGUAUUCUGAAAUGGCCAAAUAAAGACAAACUAGUAUUUA
Molecule: messenger RNA, 1542 nt
Organism: Spea bombifrons (plains spadefoot toad)
Lineage: Eukaryota; Metazoa; Chordata; Amphibia; Anura; Pelobatidae
Gene: CCDC28A
Product: coiled-coil domain containing 28A
Exons: 6
Coding region: 256-807 (183 amino acids)
Source: RefSeq, a predicted model, not a curated record